Messenger RNA from Austrofundulus limnaeus, 4251 nucleotides. Its product is annotated as sodium channel subunit beta-4. The transcript has 5 exons. Bases 723 to 1424 code for a protein of 233 amino acids. Gene Ontology annotation, molecular function: sodium channel regulator activity; transmembrane transporter binding. Gene Ontology annotation, biological process: regulation of sodium ion transmembrane transporter activity; cardiac muscle cell action potential involved in contraction; regulation of ventricular cardiac muscle cell membrane repolarization. The record is from RefSeq and is a predicted model, not a curated record. Lineage: Eukaryota; Metazoa; Chordata; Actinopteri; Cyprinodontiformes; Rivulidae. Gene Ontology annotation, cellular component: voltage-gated sodium channel complex; plasma membrane.
AUCUCUCUUGCUCAGUUUUUUUUUAUUUUAUGUGCCGGCUGUGAAGACACGCACUUUAUGCAUUUCUGCCUGGCUGCUGGCUCUGCUCCAGCAUCACUCAAUGCUUCUUGUGUUCCCCUCCUCCCCUCCCUGCAGCUGUCUCCCCCUGUGAGGUUUGUCGGCCAGCUUCCCUGGCUGUUGCUGCUGCUGCCGCUGAAGCAGUGGAGCUCCUUGACGCUGCACCACUACGCUGCCGGUACCGCGCUGCCUCGCUUCUCCUUUUCGGUCUUUGCCUUUGCACUCUGCUUUAGUGACUAAUCUGUCUUUUCAAGCAGCAGCAGAGGACAAGACAGGAGCCCAGGCAAUAGAAGGAGUCUCCUCAUUCAACCACUGCGUUGUCCUGUUUGUUUGUUCUUUUUCUUUUCUUUUUUCUUUUUUGCUGAAGAACAGAGCAGAGAACAAUCGGACAGCGAGGACCUUUUUCUCUUUUGCACUUCUUGCCUCUGCUCAUUCUUGGGACAGAGUGCAGGGGAGGAGAGAAGAGGGAGGGACGAGAACAGGACUUCAGACCCUGCCUACAGCUGCACCGCUCAGUGUCCAACCUUGUUCCAGAAGCACAUAAGUCAAACACACAAGCUGUCACUGGCAGACUGGAAAAACAGUUUGACAAGUAGGCACACUGUGUGCAUACAGAGGGACAGACAGAACCACAGACAGACAGGUAGACAGUGGGUGUCUGUGUCAUGGCGUCAGGGGAUAAUGACGGUUCGAGUGUCUCCGGGCGGCUGAGAUCAAGAGAUCUGCUCCAUGCUGGUCUGGCAGUUGCGCUGCUGCUUGGUGUAUGGAGUGUAGAUGGACUAGAGGUUUCAACGGGUAAGGUUUCUUCGAUUGAAGCAAUGAAUGGCUCCACGGUUUUGCUGCCCUGCACUUACUCCUCUUGUAUUGGCAUUCAAAACCUCUACUUCAGCUGGAAAUUUAAUGACAAUGGGACCCAUUUGAAGUUAUGUGAAGCAGAGAUWCCUAAAGAGAAAGUGGAGCCGAAGGUCCAUGUUUACCGCGACCGUGUCGAGUUUGUUGGCUCUUCGAAGACCAACAACAUCUCCAUCUUGUUGUGGAAUAUAACCUUUGAGGAUGAGGGAGAGUACAUCUGCUUUGCCAGAAACCCAAAAGAGAAGAACCGCAACCACAGUGCCAUCUUCACCCUUAUAGUGGUCGACCAAAUGAAGGAGGUUGACAAUAGAUUGACUAUCCUUAUAGUCUCAAUCGUGGGUGGAGUCAUUGGCUUAGUUAUCAUCAUUAUGGUGAUAAAGGCCUUGGUCGUUCAUUUCCUAAUGAAGGAUAGUGAAAAAACUAAAGAGUGCCUGGUGAGCUCCUCAGGGAAUGACAACACAGAAAAUGGACUUUCAGGAGCCAAAGCUGACAACAAAGGGACACCAAAGGCUUAAGUCAAAUGCAAAGUAUGUCUGUAUGUUUGUAUAUAUGUUAGACAAACGGACACGCUUCCUUGGGAAGGAGCUCACCGGACUGAUUUAUUUUAGUAGACUCCAAAUAAUGCAACUUGGAAGUGUCUACUGUAAACCAUGCUUGAGAUUUGAGAGGUGUAAAAUGUGCAAAGGGCCUGGAUCACUCUCUUACCAACACGAAAGCCCAAUUGUUCCAAAGUAUGCAGCCGGUUCUGAAAUUCUACUCUGCAUCUUUAUUUUCAAAAGGUUUUCAUUCUCUCUUCGCAUUUUCGAUUACAAGACAAUGAAUAAUCUAAUAAUCUCUCCUUUUUUAUGAGAAUAUUAUUGGUGUAACUAUCUCAGUAACACAGAUUAGACAUUUCAGGGUAGUUAAUUUAUUUAAACAAAGUUAACUUUUUAACUAAUAUUUUGGUUUACAGUACGUUUACAUCACAGUCUUAGGUUUAUUACAAAUUUUGUACAAAACUGACAGCAAAUUGAAUUGCCACAUUCUUUAAACUGCCUAGAUGAACAGCACAAACUUAUAAAAUGCACGCCUAAAACAGAUAUAAAAUUUAUCUUUGAAUUAAACCUAUAUGACAGUCAUGGUUGAUUCAUAAAUAAUAAUGACAUAUUUGAAUCAGAAAAAAAUGAAAAAGACAAAAAUACACUUUUUGUACAUUGUUUUAACAAUGAGGACUUGCAACUUUGCAACCAAUAGAAGGUUUAAACAACUGUUUACUGAGAUUUUUUAAACUGUUUUGAGUUUCUGCCUUCAUGGUUUCUGCAUAUACUUUAUCUAUUUAGGUUAUAAUGACAAAACUUUAGGCUGAUGGCUGGGCUUUCCCUGGGUGACAGAAGGAUCCAAUUCUGCACAGAUUUUCUUAUUUUGCUUUAGAUAAACACAGGUGCCUGUUCUGCUUCUGCUCCCUCUGCUGAUGGGAGGAUAAAAACACAGAAAAUAUUAAUAUUAAUAAUAAUAAUAAUCAUAAUAUCCUGAGUCUCAUCAAAGACAAUCCCAAGACCACCUAGCUCGCUGUAGAAAAAGAAUGAACCUAAUCAUGCUGCUUCAGAAUAUUAACCAAUGCAUUUUUAGCAUGUGUACAUUUUAUGUAAUGUCAUGCUGCACUACAACACAGGAGCAUUACUUUAUAUAUUGAAAUUAUCUCAUGUAAUCAUCCAAAGCGGCUUGAAGUGCUUUAAACUCAUAUGCACUUUCCAACAUUGCAACACAAGAUUUUUUUUUUUACCCAGGUUAGGGCAAUUAAAAGGGAACCUUUGCCAGUUUGACUAGCAGGUAUCACUGAAAUAGUAUAACUAAAAGAAAAUUUAACCAUACUCUAUAUGUACGAAUAGAUCAGCUUUUCCCAUUUUUCAGUCAUGUAUUUAAACACACCUUGCAGAGAAGUCUGUUUUUUCUUUGUCUUGGUGACAGCAGGUCACAUGUCACACACAGGUCACUGUAACAUUUUUAAUGCAAAUAGAAAAAGAAAAACAAGUCUAAAUGACCAGAUCUGUUUCGUGAGCAAAUAUUUGACUUCCAGGUGGACUGUAAAUAAUUUUGAUAAAACGUCCUAAAACACUAAAUACUACGGUUGAGCCGAUCAGUAUAUCUGAAUAAUGGUAUUGAAUUUGUCACUACUGCAAAAAAAAAAAAAAACUUUAUCGCUAAAAUUGAAAGUAGAUGCUGAACAGUGAACUACUCCUGUAAUGCAGACGUUGCAACAGUGUGUCACCGAUGUACAGCAGACAAGGCUGAUGUUAAAAUCCACAAACAGAAGGUCAAUUACAAGAAAUCAGGAGAGGAGUGUGGCAGCUACUGAAAUGCAAUUCAGUUUAAAAAAAAAUGGUUUCAUCACUACUUUGAGUCGAUAUCUGCAAUCGACUUGGAACAUUCCUGACAAAAACAUGCAGUACAUGAAAAACAAGUCAAAUAAUUCAACUUCAGCAGACAGCACAGAUGAAUGAAAGACUGUAAAGACUGCCAGCUUAUGUUUGGCUCACAAGGCAAGAUUCAAAAACUUUUCUUUUGUAUUUUGGAUUUCCCUCUUUGCAUUACAUCAUUUUCUGUUUGGCUACAUGUCACAUCCAACAAGCUGCAUGCUUGUUUGUACUUUGGAACGCCACACACGCUGGGAUAUCGAUCCAAGACAAUCCAACAUGUUGAAUAUUUACAGUUUGAAAUCAGAGCAGUCCCAACAUCCUUCCAAGCUGACUAUAUCGCUCUGAACGCACCACACAGCAGGAACAUCUCUUAAAAUUAUCUUCAAAAGUCAUCAUGAUUAUUGGAACCUCAUUAAGAUUAUCAGAAGAACAAAAUCGGUCCAAAAAUCGGCACAGUUAUCUUGCCGUGUGAACCCGGUGUUAGGCAUGUAAAACAUCAGUCAUUUGUGUUUUCAUUUUGUUAAAAACAUUUAUAUUCAUAGCCACAGAUUUAAGAUGAAGGAUUUGUGAUGUAGUGGUAAAGCUUCCUUGUGAGAAUUUAAUUUGUAGUUCCCAAAAUUCACCCAGUUUGCUUGAACCAUAGAAAUUCCUUUUGUUAUAAAGUGAAACAUCUUCAGGGAAAAAAGGAAGUCUAUGUUCCCUUUAUUCAAUAACUUAAAACCUAUAAUAUUUUUAAACCCAGGAUUUUUACUUGUUGACUAAUAGGCAAAUCUAUAGAGAAAAACCAGUAUUUAACUUAGUCCAGUUCAGAACAGACAAAAACAGUUUAAUAUAGUUGAAAUGUGUAGCAUUAAACAUUUUUAGGAAGCUUGCUUUAAUUUUCUAAUUGAUAUUUAUGUGUGAGCAAUAAAACUUCUAGCAGUUUUCAUGAUGUGUUGUUGCAUGC